Peromyscus maniculatus bairdii (prairie deer mouse) is the source of this 1626-nucleotide messenger RNA. RefSeq names its product serpin B9-like. NCBI's taxonomy places the organism in Eukaryota, Metazoa, Chordata, Mammalia, Rodentia, Cricetidae. Gene Ontology annotation, molecular function: serine-type endopeptidase inhibitor activity. Gene Ontology annotation, biological process: negative regulation of endopeptidase activity. Gene Ontology annotation, cellular component: cytoplasm. The record is from RefSeq and is a predicted model, not a curated record.
AUGAAUACUCUGUCUGAAGCAAAUGGCAACUUUGCCAUCCAUCUUUUAAAGAUGCUCUGUGAAAACAACCCUUCAGAAAAUGUCUGUUAUUCUCCCAUGAGCAUCUCCUCUGCUCUGGCUAUGGUCCUCUUGGGGGCAAAGGGAGACACUGAAGUCCAGAUGUCUCAGGCACUUGGUUUAAACAGAGAGAAAGACGUUCACCAAGGCUUCCAGGGGCUUCUCCAUAUACUGAACAAGCCCAACAAAAAGUAUGCGCUGAGAACUGCCAACAGGCUCUUUGCAGAGAGCACUUGUGAAUUCCUCUCAACCUUUAAGGAGUCCUGUCUUCAGUUCUACCACUCAGAGCUGGAGCAGCUGUCCUUCGUCAAAGCAGCGGAGGAGUCCCGGAAACACAUCAACACGUGGGUCUCCGAACAGACUGAAGGGAAAAUUCCAGAGUUGCUGUCGAAUGACUCAGUUGAUGAAGCGACAAGGCUGGUUCUUGUCAAUGCCUUAUAUUUCAAAGGAAAGUGGCAUCAACCAUUUGACAAAGAUAGCACAAAGGAAAUGCCCUUUAAAAUUAACAAGAGAGAGCAAAGACCAGUGCAGAUGAUGUGUCAGGAAGACACUUUUAAACUCACCUACGUGAAAGAAGUUAAGGCACAGGUGCUGGUGAUGCCCUAUGAAGGCACGGAGCUGAGCUUUGUGGUCCUGCUCCCAGAUGAUGGUGUGGACCUCAGAAAGGUGGAAAACAAUCUCACUUUUGAGAAGCUAACAUCCUGGACCAAACCAGACUUUAUGAGGAGCACUGAUGUUGAGGUUUUCCUUCCAAAAUUUAAACUGCAAGAGGAUUAUGACAUGAAGUCCGUGUUUCAGCACUUGGGAAUGGUAGAUGUCUUCCAAGGGGGCAAGGCUGACUUAUCAAGAAUGUCUCCACAGAGAGACCUAUAUCUGUCCAAGUUUGUUCACAAGAGUGUUGUGGAGGUCAAUGAAAAAGGCACCGAGGCUGCAGCAGCAACAGCGGCCAUAGAUGACCACUGCUCCGCAAGUGAAGUCUCAACAUUCUGUGCAGACCACCCCUUCCUUUUCUUCAUCAGGCACAACAAAACCAACACCCUCCUGUUCUGUGGCAGGUUCUCUUCUCCGUAAAGGCACAUUUACUAUGUGGGAAACAGUUACUCCUACAGCUCUGUGAGGAUGGGCAUAUGGGGGACACCAUGUUCCAAGAUGAGGGCACUUUCCUCCUGGCAGCCUGAUCUUAGGAUGCCCACAUUCCUCUCCCCUAUCCUGACAUUCAUCAGUGCCCUUUGCCAGGUCACAGGAUCACAGAGUGGUUGGGUUUCCUGUUGUGUAAACAACAAAGGAGACAAACAUUUCUCACAAGGGAGACUACAAAGUUCUCGAGGGUGACCCUAAAUCAAUGCCCCCUCACUGCACAGACAAGCCAUGCCAGCUCUACCUGCUGUCCUGUCCUGGCUCCUUGACUCUCGCCAUCACUCGCCUUGACCUGCUUACAUCAUAGUAAAUGCUUCUGUGGAUGAUGACAGCUACUGCAGUUUACUAGUGAUUGGUUCUUAAUGCACAUUUUAACUUUAUCUUCUUUGCUGUCCACCACUCACCAGUAAUGUGCCCACCACUGAGUUAGGC